AUGAACGACACAGUAACUAUCCGGACUAGGAAGUUCAUGACCAACCGACUGCUUCAGCGGAAACAAAUGGUCAUCGGUGUUCUUCACCCUGGAAAGGCAACAGUACCUAAAACAGAAAUUCGGGAAAAACUGGCCAAAAUGUACAAAACCACACCAGAUGUCAUCUUUGUAUUUGGAUUCAGAACUCAUUUGGGUGGUGGCAAGACAACUGGCUUCAGCAUGAUUUACGAUUCCUUGGAUUACGCGAAGAAGAAUGAGCCCAAACAUAGGCUUGCAAGACAUGGCCUGUAUGAGAAGAAAAAGACCUCAAGGAAACAGCGAAAGGAACGCAAGAACAGAAUGAAGAAAGUCAGGGGGACUGCAGAGGCCAACGUUGGUGCUGGCAAAAAGGAGUAA
Molecule: messenger RNA, 396 nt
Organism: Budorcas taxicolor (takin)
Lineage: Eukaryota; Metazoa; Chordata; Mammalia; Artiodactyla; Bovidae
Product: 40S ribosomal protein S24-like
Exons: 1
Coding region: 1-396 (131 amino acids)
Biological process (GO): translation
Cellular component (GO): ribosome
Molecular function (GO): structural constituent of ribosome
Source: RefSeq, a predicted model, not a curated record